Hyposmocoma kahamanoa is the source of this 3932-nucleotide messenger RNA. RefSeq names its product solute carrier family 46 member 3-like. Gene Ontology annotation, molecular function: transmembrane transporter activity. Gene Ontology annotation, cellular component: membrane. Gene Ontology annotation, biological process: transmembrane transport. Bases 141 to 1718 code for a protein of 525 amino acids. The transcript is spliced from 7 exons. NCBI's taxonomy places the organism in Eukaryota, Metazoa, Arthropoda, Insecta, Lepidoptera, Cosmopterigidae. The record is from RefSeq and is a predicted model, not a curated record.
GAGGCAAUGACUUAAAUGGAACUAAUGUAAUUAAAAAUAGUUUUAACAAAGGAAAAUCAUAUAAAGGAAACGAAAAAUUAAAAGCUACAAAGGAUGAAGACAAUUGGAGUGACUUAAACUUUUGUGAAAAGACGAGGAAGAUGAUCUCUCUUAUAACAGUAGAACCAAUUUUAGCGUGCUAUGUUAUGCCUUCCGUUCUAUCUGCUUUGGCGUCACAGAAUUUAUACAUAGAAAAGGCAUGUCGAGUAAAUUUAAGAUUUCCACACCAUGUGUGUGACGCACUGACUCGAAGGGAAACGUCCAAUUAUACUGCCGAAGAAGAGGCAGUACAGCAACUGGUUGCGUCCGUAACUGGAUGGAAGACUGUACUGCAAUCUUUUUUGCCUUGUUGGAUCCUUGUAUUUCUUGGAGCGUACAGCGAUAGAGUUGGUCAGAGAAAAUUUUGUAUGCUGUUGCCUAUAGUCGGAGAGUUUCUUACAAGUAUAGGACUAAUUUUGAAUACUUACUUUUUCUAUCAGCUGCCCUUGGAAGUGGCAGCCGUCACUGAAGCAAUAUUCCCAGCUUUGACCGGCGGGUGGUUCACGAUGUUCAUGGGAGUGUUUAGUUAUAUAGCAGAUGUUACCACUGAAGAACAAAGGACUUUAAGAAUCGGCGUUGUGAACUUGUUUUAUUCUGUAGGAGUGCCUGUAGGAGCUGCUCUAAGUGGAAUUGUCGUGCGAAAAAUGGGUUUAUACGGAGCAUUCUCCAUAAGUGCGACAUUGUACGUUCUCAGUUUCUUGUACGGAUUCUGGAGAAUUAAGGAAGUGAAGAAAACAGAUUCUAAUGUUAAACCAUCGAAGAAUUGUUGCGAAUGGAUGCGUAACUUCUUCGAUAUGCGUUACGUAAAGGAGACAUUGAUGGUGGCGUUUAAAAAAGGGCCCAAUAACCGACGCCUGCGCGUCGUCAUGCUAGUCGUUGUGCUCUGUGUUGUCAUUGGACCCAUUUAUGGUGAAAUGGCGGUAACUUAUCUUUUCACGAGGUAUCGUUUUAACUGGAACGAAGUGGACUUCAGUAUGUUUUCAGCGUACUCCAUGUGUACUUCAUUAGUAGGGACUUUAUUUUCCGUUGGCGUAUUUAGUCACCUGAUGAAGUUGGAUGAUGCUAUAAUAGGAGUUAUAUCGUGUACCAGUAAAAUACUAGCUGGCUUUAUGUACGCCUUUGCUACAAAAACUUGGCAAAUAUACAUAGCACCUUUGAUUGAAAUCUUCAAUGGAACGUCAUUUAUUGCGAUGCGUUCAAUGGUGUCUAAAUUAGUAGACAAGGAUGAAUUGGGAAAAGUUAAUUCAUUCUUCGGGGUUGCUGAAGCAAUGAUGCCUCUAGUUUAUGCACCAAUGUACACGACGGUUUACUCGGCGACCAUAAAAACAUUCCCAGGCGCCUUUUUUCUUCUUGGGGGCGGCUUGACGGUGCCAGCUGUCGUUAUAUUCUUGUGGUUAUACUUAGCAAAUAAGAAACAGGAAAGAGCUGAAAACAAAGAGAAAGAAAUGACACUUGGGGAUAAGGCAACAAAACAAAAAAUGGGUAUAGAAAAUAAGGCGUUUGAAGCUGAAGAGAGUAAAAUUAGAAAGAACAAAGAAUAUGCAAACAAUGCUGGAUCGGACUUAGACAAAGACAACGUAACACAGUCUCAAAUAGAAAUGGGAUUUACAGAAAGCAUGGUUUGCAGCAACAAGCUAUAAAUAACUUGUUUUACUACAAGGAAUCAAUGGCAGUAUCUAGUAAUAAUGGAAGCGUGUUGUACUAAACUGAUUACUUGUAAGGUUUAAAUCUAAAUAUGGUGUCUGAUCAAAUUUUAUCAGAGAAAACGUUUUUAAAGGAAAUUGUAUAUAAUAAAGCCACAUACGAUAAUGCGUCAAAAGUAAUUUUACCACAUGAAUUACUUGAAACAAAUUAUAGAUAUGUAAAAUUUUAUAAAUAUCCUGUUGUCCUUCUCCUAGUGUCCAAUUUUUUAAUAACAAUAGAGCUCAUUUUGAAAGAGUACGCCCAGGGAAGAAUUGCCACCUUACCGGUUUCUGCCGCCGAUAUUACAGGCUCAUGGAACUACUCAUGUCUCAGGUUGACGGGCGCAAUGGGAAUGGCUCAGGACUUUACUGCUUAAAACUCUAAGGCUCAACUCACACUGGCGCAGAGUCGAAGCGUCGCGACGCGUCAUGUUUUUCGCCUAUAGCAUAUUCAUCUCUAUUUUCCCAUUAUUAAGGUGCAAAUUUGUGUUAUGCAAAUAUGGAGUCAACUCGGCUCCAGUGGAGCGGUUUGAGCGCGAUACUUGAGCGCAGUGAGGCGUCAGAUGCCGACCACAAUGUGAUCCUUGGAACUGCUAUGGACAGACGUGUUGCUUACCAUCAAAUGCACGAUUUGUUCGUUCCGUCACGACAUAUAAUGAAAAGAGCAUAAAAUAGUUAUCGACCAAUUUCGUACGUAGAAUCUUAAACCUCUCUGUUAAAAAGUUAUCAUUAUUCAGAUGUGGUCUUAUUAUACCGAGGGGGCGAUUUAUUUUCAAAAUUAUUAUUAUUUAGAAACACAUGGCGACUUUUAACAUUGAUGCAGUAUCGAUGCAGUCGCUAAUCUUCUAACUUUAUGCUCAGGCCACACAGAAACGGCCGCGGAAGCGAUCCGGGCGCGGGAUUUUUUGUAAUGUACGAGUUCACAUGAACCCUGCCAUACUGAAACGCCGACCGCGUUUCAAUGUGGCAAGGAAUGCUUCCGCGGCCGCCUCCAGAGCAUUACACUCGCGCGAAUUUAAUCAGCGACGCAAAAACGAUGCAAGCGCGUGAUUUCAUCGCUACACUUGGGAUUUAUAGGCGAUAGCAUUGAUUGCAAUCGCGCGUUUGUAACCACUCUUGCUGUAAUCAGUUCCAAAUUCCUGAUGAUAAUAAAAAUAAUAGACGCUCCAUUCAAUGGUGCUGGCGCCAGACGCUAAUAUGUAUGGGCAGAGCGUCUGAUUAAAAUCUCAUCGUUCUAGAAUCUCAUAGAAUAUUAAGCCAGGUUUCAUAAUAAUAAUGAAGUUUUGUAAAAGCGAAAUUAUAUUUUGCUUCUAUUUUUUUAAAUUUUGUUUCUUAAUUAUCCGUAUAAUAUGUGUGCUGUAUUGUGUAACGUAAUCUAGAGUAAUAAAUUGGUAUUGUAGACAUUGAUGAAACACUGUGAUAUUUACAAUUUGUAUCAAAACAAGGUGAAAAAUAUUAUCAAAUUUAGUAUUACUAUUGGUCUUGUAAUUGGUCCUUGACGUAUUGCUAUUAAUAUACUGAUUAUUUAUGUCAGGACUAUUGAUGUAGGACACGGAAGUGUCGAAAUGAGUAGUUUUUAUUUCAUUAGUACUUAAGGAGACAAUACACUCAUGAAUAUAUUUAAAAGAAUGCUAAAAAUAGGUUGAAUUAUAAUAAAAAUGUUCACGUGAACCACUGGUCACAUGUACAAGAACGUUUAAUUUGAAAAAAUAAUGUCUCCAAUCGUCUUUUGAUGUCGAUUAAACGUCCUUACCUCUACCACGAGUUAAGUGUGACAGUUGUCGCUAGCGAUCGCGUUAAUUACUUCACAAUUUUGUAUGGCAAAUUAUACAGCGCCCCUAGCGGUCACAGAAAUAACAUUUUGUAUACAAACAUUUUACGCAGUCGCUAGCGCUGUCACUGUAAACUCAUGGUAGAGGCACUGAUAUACAUAUGUGGCCACAGGUUCAUGUGUACGUUGUCAUCAUAAUUCUACAUUGCUUUUAGAUUCCUCUAAAUAUGUCCAUAAGUAUAUUUAGAUGUGUUGUAGAUUUAGGUAGAGUAAGUUGAAAUUAUAUGUGUUAUGUACUUAUAAAUGAUUAUUUUGACAUUUAAAUAUAUUCGAAGUGAAGUUUUAUUAUGACUGGUUGUUUGUUUUUCAAGCCCCGCACUAAUGAAACCCUGUAUCGCGGA